This is a messenger RNA of Phytophthora infestans T30-4, 1386 nucleotides long. RefSeq lists its product as uncharacterized. Gene Ontology annotation, molecular function: protein binding. The transcript is spliced from 4 exons. The record is from RefSeq and is a predicted model, not a curated record. Bases 1 to 1329 code for a protein of 442 amino acids. Lineage: Eukaryota; Oomycota; Peronosporomycetes; Peronosporales; Peronosporaceae.
AUGGCAUGGGGAACGCCACCUCCGCCUGCUGCUCCAGCGGCCCCUGCGGCCAUGACAGCAAACAAUGUCAUCUUUCUGAUCCUAUUCGGGAUGUUCCUCAUGGCGACGCUAUUACCCGUUCUUGUGGCGACACUCUUCCGCUUUGUCGCUCUAGUGGCUGCGAUUCUCUUAGGCGCAGCAGCUACGAAUCCGUCAGACCAUUCGUUCGCUCUAUGGAUUAGUCAGCAGACCGAGCCGUCGGACCUCGUACCGGACACGUCAGUGGGUGUGUCUAAGUGGUUCUCAGCCAUGUACCAGACCGCCAAGUCUCUAGUUCGCAACGAGCCACUGAGCUGGCGUUUCCACAAUGCACUGACCUUCAGUGUCGUCUACGUACCGUCGAGAGAACGCUACGCUUUUGGCAUCUUCGGGACUUGGCGUUGGGCUGAUGAGUCUGGGGACUACAUCAAGGCUUUGUGCCGAGCGCCGUGGGUAAUAAAGCUCUCGAGAGGAGGGGUUAUGUCCGGUAUUGAGAAGUACCUUGUGGAGACUGAGUCGCAUCGAGAGAUUAGAGCCAAGGCAUUACAGUACAAAGUGAGGAGGGACUGGAAGAAUGCAGCAACGUUCUUCUUAGAGGCUGCAAAGGCGGCUAGUACCGUAAUAAUUCGCGCGAAUUAUGAACUGGAAGCGGCAUGGUGCAUUUUGGAGGAAGUGGAUGCAUACCCGAGAGAAGAGAGCGAACUGGUACGGAAGAUUAAAGGUGUAUGCGAUGAGUUAGCGUCGGCUGGAUACUUUGAUGAAGCUGCGCGUGGCCUAUCGGAGUUAGCGUUGAGACUGAAGCGCAGGUUUCCAGCGGAUUGCAAGUCGGUAGCACUGGCGAAGCAGGUGGCACAGUUGUAUGUGCAGGCGAAGAAUAUUGCUGAAGCUGGCGGCAGUGUACACAGCGCUGCCGAGUACGGACUGUGGGCUGCGGGUGUAUAUGGGGAAGCGAGCUUGUGGUCUCUUGCUGAGGGUUGUUUCGAGGCUGUGGGGGAUCUACGACGCGGCAAUGCACAGCUCGAUCUAGCUAACGAAGCGUAUGGCAACGCGGUUCUCUGCCGUCUCGGUCAGCUUGAUAUCGCAGGAGCUGAGGAGAUGCUGAACCGAUUCACAGAGCUCAUGGGCGAGACCCACCGACCGAGCGACAUGGAUUUCCUCCUUUCAAGUUUGCUCAAAGCCUGCAACAAGUGGUCUCCACAGAUUCUCGAGACGGCGUCGAAGCGCUACGAUUCGUUGCAUCGACUAGCGCCGUGGCAGCGAAAAUGUCUUGCUAAUUUGGAGGAAAAGAUGAAUAACGCUGACUUACGGUAAUGGAGACGCCGUGUGCGAUCGGUACGGUAGUCUGAAAUGAAUCCAAUGUUUUAGAAA